AUGGCUCCUUCAAACGGCGUCUCAUACAUUCACCCAAUGUACAAGCUCUUCUUCCAAAAAAUAGAGCCUGCCAUCACACUCUGGACCGGCUACGUCAACCUCCGCAACCGCACUCUCAGCGGAUCUCUGCUCAUCAGCAAGAUCAGCAUCGAAGACUAUUACCUCUUUCGAGACCAGUUCGUCCUCGAGCAGGCUGUGGCGCAGAUGUCAACUCGUACUUUUGGUGUGGAACUUGGCGUGCUUGAAGGGGACUUCUGA
Messenger RNA from Trichoderma gamsii, 258 nucleotides. RefSeq lists its product as hypothetical. The transcript has 2 exons. The coding region runs from base 1 to 258 and encodes 85 amino acids. The record is from RefSeq and is a predicted model, not a curated record. NCBI's taxonomy places the organism in Eukaryota, Fungi, Ascomycota, Sordariomycetes, Hypocreales, Hypocreaceae.